AUGUGGGCAUCUUCCUGUAGUGAAUUAAGCAGUGUUGUCUACACAUCUGUCGCAUGGUUUUUCUCUUAUGCUUUCCCCAGUGGGAGAACUGUGUGCAGGAGCGUGGUGUCUUUGCUGAAUACAGAUUGGAACAAAUAUGAUGAUCGGUUGAUGAAAGCAGCUGAAAGGGGAGAUGUGGAAAAAAUUUCAUCUAUCCUUGCCAAAAAGGGAGUCAAUCCUACUAAACUGGAUGUGGAAGGGAGAUCCGCAUUUCAUGUUGUAGCGUCGAAAGGAAACCUGGAUUGUUUGAAUACCAUUCUUGUACAUGGGGUUGAUAUCGUAGCCAGUGAUGCUGCAGGGAGAAAUGCGUUGCAUCUUGCUGCAAAAUAUGGACAUGCUCUUUGUUUGCAAAAGUUAUUACAGUACAAUUGUCCAACUGAAAAUCUGGAUCUUCAUGGUAGAACUGCUCUUCAUGAUGCCGCUAUGUCAGACUGUUCCUCUAGUAUUCAGCUACUGUGUGAUCAUGGUGCCUCAGUGAAUGCCAGAGAUGGAGAUGGGAGGACACCCCUAGUGCUGGCCACUCAGAUGUGUCGUCCAACAGUAUGUCAGCUUCUGAUCGACAGGGGAGCUGAUGUGAAUGCCAGAGACAAACAAAACAGGACUGCUCUAAUGUUAGGCUGUGAAUAUGGCUGCAAGGAUGCGGUCGAAGUUUUGCUCAAAAAUGGUGCAGAUGUUAGUUUGGUUGAUGCCCUUGGUCAUGACUGUUCUUACUAUGCCAGAAUUGGUGACAAUAUUGACAUUUUGGCCCUAAUAAAGACUGCCAUUGAGGAUUCCAGCAAAGCAAAGGAGCUUAUGAAGAAAGGACAGCCGGAAUAUAAGGUUACUAAUGUGUCACAGAAACGGAAUCAGCUGUAUGCACAAGAAGUGAACUUCAAGCAGUAUCAGAGGGAACAGCUAAGCAUGCAGGAACUGGAAGCAGAAAAUGAAGAUUUGAAAAACCGAUUGAGAGAGAUUCAACAGGAUCACAGAAUACUUUUAAACAGAGUCAGUGUAUUGGAGCUACAACUGAAUGAGGAGCAAAUGGUUGCAGAUGAUCUUGAGAGUGAGAAAGAUGAGCUGAGAAGACUCUUAACAGCCAAGGAAAAACAGCAGGAAGAAAGCUUAAGAAGUAUUGAAGCUCUGAAAUCUAAACUUAGACACUCUGAGCGUGACUAUCUGGGCUCUGGAAGCGAUUCUGGGAAAGAAGAUAUGCUGCUUAAACAGGGUCAAGUAUUUGCUACAGAAUCACAGACCAAGUCUAUGCUGAGACCAUUGGAACUGUCACUAUCUAGCCAAUCUUCCAGUUCUGAGAAUGAAAUUCUAAAGAGAGAGCUAGACAACAUGAGAAUCUCUUAUGGCACAGCAAAAGAAGAAAUAAGCAAACUUCAGAAAGAGCUGUCUCACAAGGUAGCUGAAUGCAAAGCUUUGGCAUCAGAGUGUGAAAGAACCAAGGAGGAAUCUGACGGACAGAUAAAGCAAUUGGAAGAUGCUUUAAAAGAUGUGCAGAAGAGAAUGUUUGACUCAGAAGGCAAAGUAAAGCAAAUGCAAACCCACUUUCUUGUGCUGAAAGAUCACCUGACUAACGAAGCAGCUAUAGGAAGCAAUAAGUUAACAGAAGAUCUAAAGGAUCAGUUGAAAGACAUGAAAGCAAAAUAUGAAGGAGCUUCUGCAGAAGUAGGCAAGCUACGGAACCAAAUCAAGCAAAAUGAAUUGUUAGUUGCGGAAUUUAAGAGAGAUGAGGGGAGGCUGGUGGAGGAAAACAAAAGGUUGCAGAAGGAACUCGGUAUGUUAGAGAUGGAGCGAGAGAAGAGUGGGAGAAAUGUCUUGGAGGUACAAGGGCAGCUAAAAGAAAUGGCAGCAAAGUUAGUCCUCUCUGUACCUGUUGAGAAAUUUGAAAAUAUGAAGAGUUUAUUAUCAACUGAAGUGAAUGAGAAAGCAAAGAAAUUAGUAGAGAUGGAAAGAGAGUGUGACAAACUGCAGGCAGAGCUUCGGCUCUUAAAGAGGGAAUUUGAGAGUCAGAAAGCUAAAUUUUCUCAGUACGUGAGGCCAGAGGAACACGAACAAAUGAGGGGCAGAUUUGAGAGAAAAACCGAAGAACUGGAAAAAACGAUUUCUGAAUUGUCAAAGAAUCAGACCUUGCAGAAGGAAGUGGAAAGGGUUCACCUGGACAACAAGCUGCUUAAGCAGCAAAUACACACUUUAAAAACUGAGAUUAAAAGCCAAUAUGUGCCUUUAAAACUGAAUGAAGAAAUGAAAAAAACAAGUGAUCUGACUAUUGGGGGUCUGACCAAAAAACUUGCUGAAGUAACACAAAAGUACAAUGAAAACAAAGCAGAAGCUGAGAAGUUGAUGAUAGAAAAGACCAGUUUAAGUGAGACUGUAAGUCACUUCCAGGCUGUGUACCUGUCUCCAGAAAAGCACGAAAAAGAAGUGGCAGCCUUAAAAUCCAACGUUGUGGAACUUAAAAGGCAGCUUGGUGAGCUUCAUCAAAAAUAUGAUGCUGAACAAGCAAAAGUCUCCAAACUAGUGUCUGAAAACACAACUCUGAGGGACACUCUGAAUGAUCAGUAUGUACCUGCCAUAACACAUGAGGAGAUUAAAACAGUCUUGAACAGCACAUUAGAAAAGACUAAUAGAGAGCUGUCAGAUCUGAAGGAAAAAACUGAAGACAUAAAGCGAGAAUUUAUGAGAGUAAAUGAAGAGAAUGGAACUUUGAAAAAGAAGCUGAGACUUCUACAGAACCACAUACAAACAGAGUAUGUAAGUGUAACAGAUCAUGAGAGUAAGGUGUCUACCUUAAAUAAAAGCCUGCAAGAGUUACAGGACAACAGCACUGAGACGUUGGCUAAAUAUAAGAGAGGCCAAGAGGAAAUCGUACAGUUACAUGCAGAAAUUGAAGCCCAGAAGAAGGAACUUGACACAAUUCAAGAAUGCAUUAAGUCCAAAUAUGCCCCAGUUGCCUGCUUUGAAGAGAGAGAGAAAAACUUUGAAGCUAUGGUGAAAGAACUAAAAAAGCAGUUGCUAGAACAGACACAGAGAUGCAGAGAAUGGGAGGAGGAGACACAGAAAUACAAACAGGAAAAUGAGAAGUUAAAGAAUGGGGUUUUGUCUAUCGAAAAUGACUUGCAACAAAAUUACAUUCUUGCUGAGAAAUCACAUGAAAUGGAAAAAAUGUUCACCAGCAAAAUGGAAGAACUGAAUAAGCAAUUGAGAGAAUUACUGCAAAAAUACACAGAGAUAAAACAUGAAAAAGACAAGCUACAAGAAGAAAGUGCUAAACAGAUUUCCGAGGCCCUUGCUGUGCAAACUCGCAUGCAGGGUCACUAUGUUCCAGUGGAACAGUUUGAAGCCUUGAAGAGAACGCUUGGCCACACGAUAGAGGACCUAAAAGAAGACCUCAAUAGUAAGAAGGCAUGUUAUGACCGAGAACUAGAAAAAGUAAGAGAACUGCAGCAGGAAUUGGCUGAUCUACAUAACUUCUCAAUAUCUUUGGCUGAACACACACAGAUGAAAGAAGAAUUUGAAAAAGAAAUUGUAGCAGUCAAAACUAGCUUGAAAAAGGAGGUGGAAGAAAACCAAGCAAAAAGUAAGGAAAUCUCUAAACUCCAGUCUGAGAUUCAAAGUACUAAACAAGCUUUAACUGAACUGGAGAGCAAAGAAGUAGUUGAUAUGUCGGAGUAUAAAUCCAUGAAAAGUGCCUUAGAGACCCAGGUUGCUAGCAUAUCUGGAAACUUGGCCAGCUUGAAUAGAAAAUAUGAGGAAAUGUGUGAAGAGGCUUUGCAAGCCAAAAAAGAAGAGCUUUCUGCAAAAGAUGAAAAAGAAUUGUUGCAGUCAAGAAGCUUCAGCAUUGAACAAGAAAUUAAGGACCAGAAAGAGAGAUGUGAUAAAUCUUUGACAACAAUUACUGACUUGCAAAAAAGAAUACAGGAAUCUGCAAAGCAAGUGGAAGCAAAAGAUAACAAGAUAACAGAGCUGCUUAAUGAUGUAGAACGACUAAAGCAGGCUCUUAAUGGCCUGUCUCAGCUUACAUACACCUGUGGGGUUCCCUCAAAGAGACAGAACCAACAAGUUGAAAUGCUCCAGCACCAGGUGAAAACCCUGCAGCAGCAGCUGGCUGAUGCUGAUAGACAGCACCAAGAAGUCAUUUCAAUUUAUCGGACGCAUCUUCUUAGUGCUGUGCAGGGCCACAUGGAUGAAGAUGUUCAAGCUGCCUUACUCCAGAUCAUUCGAAUGAGACAGGGGCUUGUUUGUUAA
Emys orbicularis (European pond turtle) is the source of this 4272-nucleotide messenger RNA. RefSeq names its product uveal autoantigen with coiled-coil domains and ankyrin repeats (gene UACA). The record is from RefSeq and is a predicted model, not a curated record. The transcript is spliced from 19 exons. Gene Ontology annotation, molecular function: protein binding. Lineage: Eukaryota; Metazoa; Chordata; Testudines; Emydidae. Bases 1 to 4272 code for a protein of 1423 amino acids.